This is a messenger RNA of Punica granatum (pomegranate), 1673 nucleotides long. The record is from RefSeq and is a predicted model, not a curated record. NCBI's taxonomy places the organism in Eukaryota, Viridiplantae, Streptophyta, Magnoliopsida, Myrtales, Lythraceae.
CACACUUUAGACUUUACUUCAGAAACAAGGCAGGCUAUAAAUGAAAGAUCCAUCCAUCAACCACUACUCUUCAGUAGUUGCCUCCUUUGCCCCAAAGUCCAGCACACACAGUCGUCUUUGCCUCCCGCUUUGGGAUGAAAAGGCAAGAACUAACAGUGCCGCUGCCACCGCCACCACCACCACCACCACCACCACCGCAUGGAACUGGAGGUGGAGACGAAGAUGGCUCCGACAUCAUCUUGAUCCUCAGAACGGAGCUUGAAGCUUCUCUACAAAGGAAUGACUCCCUGGAGAAAGAUAACCUGGAAUUGAGGAAAGAAGUGGCACGCCUGAAAUCACAGAUAAGCGCUCUCAGAGCACAUGACAAUGAGAGGAAAUCCCUUCUCUGGAAGAAGAUACACAGCUCCAUCGACACUGAGAAUGCCCUCCUCCUCGCAUCUCAGGCUCAGCAGAAGCCAUCUCCUCCUCCUGCUAAUGCAUUCGAUCAACAUCAUCUAAGAAUAGAGACGGACAACUUGUGUUUAAAAUCGAAGCUGGAUUUUGUGCCCGGAAAAGAAAGAGCAGACAGAGUACCCAAGCCGCCACCGAAGCCGAUUGCUUUUCCGUCUAAUUCCCUCAAGGAAAUGAACGGAAAGAAGAUGCCGCCUGCACCCGCACCCCCACCGCCCCCACCACCAUCAAAGUCGUCAGUCGGGACCAGGGCAGUGCGCCGAGUGCCUGAAGUUGUGGAGUUGUACCGUUCCCUUACCAGGAAAGACGCGUGCACCGACAACAAAUCGAACCCAGCAGGGGCUCCAGCAGUUAUAUUCAACAGGAAUAUGAUCGGGGAAAUCGAAAAUCGAUCCACCUAUCUUUCGGCUAUCAAAUCAGAAGUUGAGAGGCAAGGUCAGUUUAUCAAUUUCUUAAUCAAAGAAGUGGAUUCUGCAGCCUUCAAAGACAUUUCCGACGUGGAGACAUUUGUGAAAUGGCUGGAUGAGGAGCUCUCAUCCUUGGUGGAUGAAAGGGCGGUGCUGAAGCAUUUCCCACAGUGGCCAGAGCGGAAAGCGGACGCGAUGAGGGAAGCAGCUUUCAGCUACCGAGACCUCAGAAAUCUUGAUUCUGAAGUGACAUCGUUCAGGGACAACCCGAAGGAACCUUUGACGAGUGCAUUAAGACGGAUGCAAGCACUGCAAGACAGGUUGGAAGGGAGCAUCAAUAACAUGGAGCGUGUGAGGGACAGCACGAGUAAGAGGUACAGAGAGUUCCAGAUCCCUUGGCAAUGGAUGCAGGAUACAGGACUAGUUGGUCAGAUGAAACUAAGCUCAUUGAGACUGGGGAAAGAGUACAUGAAAAGGGUAGCAAGAGAACUGCGUGGGGAAAGUAAUACUAAUGGUUGCUCUUGCUCAUCAGUAGAAGGCAACCUCAACCUACUGCUCCAAGGAGUUCGAUUUGCGUACCGAGUACACCAGUUCGCAGGAGGCUUUGAUGAAGAGACAAUCCAGGCAUUUGAAGAACUAAAAAAAUUCAAAUAAGGAGAAAGGGAUGGAGGGAUCAAUUAAUUAAUUGAAUUUUUGUAACCACUAGUACAGAACGUACUUAAUUGGCCGCCCGAUCGAGCCAAAUAUAUUGAUAUGGAAGCUGCAGUGCAGGGGCUAUUCUAUUAACUAGAGUAUUAUUUCGCGCGAUCCCAUGAA